ACCAAAGGAUCUCACAGAUCCACAUGCAAGCUCAAGCCCUCAUUCUGUCCCCCAUGGUGGACACUCUCUCUGGGACAACUCCUCUAUUUCUGUCUGGUCUCCAGACCUGAGUCCCGCUGCCUGCCUCUGGUCAGAUGCUCAAAGACCUGACUGUGGACUACAUAUAGUUUUUUGCUUUGGAUUGUUGUCAAAAGAAGGAGCCAGAGAGGGCUUGUAUUACUGUGACAGGACAGAAUCAGAUCAGCAAGGCCUUUUUGAGGAGACAGAGCUUUUUGAGGAGUUUAAUAAGGCCCAAAUGAUGGAUUAUAAAACUGGAAGGAGGACAACAAAUUCCAGGAUUUUUUUGGACAAAGGCAAAGUAAAAGGCACAAUGCCUUAGGAGCGACUGGCAGUAUAAAAUCCUGCCGUGGGGCCCUAUACUCUGGGCCCUGUACCUCCAGCAGCAGACAGAGUGUAUAAUUUUGAGGUCUGUGUUUGCAUGAAUGACUGAGCAACUGAGGACAGAGCUCUUUGUUAGCGAGCCUGCAUCAUGACCUCAGUUGAGAAGCGCCGCUCAGGCCGAAAGAGUGGUGGACAUCGAAAGCACAGCGAUGGAGGCUACAGCGACACCUCCAGUGGUGGGUCCUUUCUGGAUGAGACUGACCGUGAGGUCAGCAAUCUGACAGAUCGAGCAUUCAGGAGUCUCUGCAUUGGAGAUGAGGCUGUUUAUAAUGACUCAGACCUCUGUUCGUCUUCACCCUGCACCCAGAGAGACAGACAGCUGGCCUUUAGUCAGAGUGGCCAGGACGGAGACAGAGAGGACAGAGAGAGGGAGGAACUCAAGAGAGCUGCACAUGAGAGCUUCAGCCUCAGAGUGCAGCAGUAUGGACAGGACUGGAUCCAUGGAGGGAUGUAUGGGGCUGAGAUCCACAGAGAGCCACAGUGGGAGGUUUAUGGGGAAAGGACACAAGGGAGGGUUUCUGCCACAUUCCAGCACUCCUUUGUGGAAACCUCUCAACAGCAGGAAUCUCUGAGGGAAGAGCAGCUGUCCUUCCUCAGCAAUGGAGCCACAGAGUUGAAUUCACAGCAACGCAGAAGCCGAUCCAGAGUUUCUUCUCUCAUCAGAGCUUUUAAUUCUGAGGGACAGAGGGAUGGAGCAGGGAUGGAUGGUCAACUCAGAGACUGGAAUGAUGAGACAAGCUGGGACAAAUCAGCUCUGAUGAGUAUCCAAAGGGAACUUUCGGAAUUCUCUACAUCAUACCAGCAAAACUUUAACAGUGGUAAUUUCCCUUCAGCUGGCCCGUUCUCAUCCCGAGACACCAACUUCUACUCCUCUGACGUAGCAGCAGUGGCUCAAAUGAAUUCGGCAUCGUCUUUUAUGAGAUCUUCGCACAGUAAACACAGCAUAUCUGCACAGGUCAACUGUAACUCUAACUUCUUUAUACACAGUGAGUUUAGUCCUUUCAAGGUAUGGAGGGACCAUAACAGGUUUCCCUUCCAACAAGGAGAAGUCUCAGGGUUUAUGCACUGCUCAGAAUUUCCUAAAUGGUAUGAGACACCAAUGUACAAGGAGCUUUCAAUGGAGGCCCAACCACAGGGUCCUUAUAGGUUUGAGGAGAGGGGUAUCAGACACCCAAGGAAUAACUUGGCGCCUAUGGUUCCUCCCACUCCAUCACGCUCCACCUCAACAUCCACAAUGCUGCAGAGAUCUUUGGCCGUAGAGAAACGGAGCGAGUCAGAGUUGGCAGGUCAUUUCCCCCACAGGAAACGGACGCAGAGCCUGGGAACUAACAGGCUCCCAUCCCAACGCCCAUCAACUGCAUCACCUACCAUUGAGAUGUCCCGACGUGUCCAGGACACCAUCAGCUCUGUCAAAGCCCUCCAGCAAAAAAUUAAAAUGAUGACAGAGCAAAAUAUCACAACAGGAAUGAUAGCGAAUCAAGAAGCAGUACUUUAUAGCAAUGAUAAUUUAAUUCCCUUUGGCAACAAUACUGUGACACCAAAUGCUGUCAGCAGUAACACAAGCACAACUCCUUUCAAUAUCAGCCAGCUGCUCACACCUUUAGUCCAUGCAAAUCAAGAAGUAGAGACAUCAGAGGUCCCGCAGUAUGCAGUUUCCCCUCAACCUGUCGAACAUCCUCCUGUGCGAGCAGAAAGCAGGGGAGCCACUCCUGAUGUUAGGUCCAGCUACAAAUCCAGAGCCACAAGCUUACUCUUCAAUCUCAAAGACAACAGGAAAAGAGUAAAAAGCACGUAUAGUCCCACCAAAUUCAAAGGCUUGGAGACACUGGAGAAAAACAAACAGCCCUCUGUCCAGGAGCCUAGAGACACAGUGAUAGACAUCCCUGAUUUCCCAGAUGCCGACAUUCAAUUUCCCCAGGUAGAAGAAUCCAUCAGGACAAAUUCUGCCUCACAACAAUAUGUAAACCAGUAUCAUAACCCUGGAUUACCACUUACAACACUAAAUUCUCAACCUGCAACAACACAUGCAGGCCAAUAUUCAGAAUACACCUCAAGUAAUUACCAGACAGCUCAGAUGCAAAGUGAGAUGGUUCAUCACUCUGGGUUCACUGACUUCAUACCUGGAAAUUACGCUAGUAAUCAGCUGGCUAAUGGACAGAAUCUCCAUGAAGACUUAUUGUCAUUUACUCCCUAUAAGCAAGGCAUGAUAGAUAAUGUAGAAACUCUGGGAGGAGAUGUAUACAGGCUUAAACCACCUUAUUCAACUACAGAAGCUCCGAGGCUAAAUGCUGACAACAAUCAAACCAGAGAAUAUUUAAUAAGCAAGGCAAAUACUGAGCAACAUUUUAAUGAAACAGUGGGAAGGGAAUUCACAAAGGUGGAUAGAUAUCAGCAGUUGAAAGAAAACAAACAUGAUUACAGUAAUGUGUCCUCACAGGAUAGGUGGAGACAGACAAACAGCCAAGACACAGAAAAUCUCAGACUGAAAACAGCUAUCUCUCCAUGGAAACAAGAGAUAAAUGCUUCAAUGGAAAAAGAACAACUUGCACAGGCUUACCAAAGAGCAGCUGCAAUAAAGGAAGAACUAAAUUUACCAAGAGACAAAUACAGAGGAGAAAAUCAGCAAAGUAUGAAUAAAGAACAUGAGAGAACAGAGUUGAGAGAGAGUUUUGGUGUUGAAACAUCUCACAAAAAGACUGGAUUGGUUAAUCCUAUCAUUUCAAACCAACUGCCACAAUAUGCUCCAUUUAGUAAUGACACUGUAGAAAAUCCAGCAUAUUAUGGACAACAGCAACCUGGAACAUUAGAGGACAAAUACGCACUUCGAAAGUAUUACGGACUCAAGGAAAAUGAAAUGAAAGAUAAUUAUUUGACACAGAAUUAUAACAGACAUACUGCUCAAGAAUACAGAAACCAACCCACCCUUUAUUCUGAUAAAGAUACACCUAUGCUCACGCAAGAAACAGCUCGGAGAAAAACUAUUGCCAAAGGGAACGAAAUGCGAAGUAUGCAACCAACAGAAACUAAACCACAGUUUGAACAUAAUAUGCAGAAAAAUUCAUUAUCUAACCCUGACAAUGCAUCUGCCCCAACAAUGGCAAACCCGCCAGAACACAGACAGUUUGUUGAGGUCAAGGCCGAACAGGCCAUGACAGACCAUAUAAAAGCACAACACGCCCAAGCAGAGCUGGCAAAGUCUCAGAACUGGGCUCAAGUGGAUCAGCCCAAACUGGAGUCUGCUAGGUUAAUUUUAGCAGGGCAGACUGGUUCAGAGAAAGUCAAAGCAGAGCUAACAGAGCAGGAGAGAGUAAACCAGGCUAAAGCAGAGCAUAUUAAAGAUAAGAAGAGAAAAGAAGAACAGACACAACAGUCGAUAGAAAAACAGCCAGAGCAGGCCAGAGAGGAAAAGAUAAAGGGAGAGCAAACCAGAGUACAGAAGGUAACACAGGAGCCAAAAAAUAUUACAGAAGAAGUAGGAUCUGAGCACAUGAGAGAGGAGCAGGGUGAACAGGUCAAAGCAGAACAAGCUGAAGCAGAGAGGCUAAAAGAAGAACACAUAAAAACUGAGCUGGCCAAGAGCAAGCAGGCUGAGGAGGCAAGAAUAAAGCAGGCUAACACCAAAGAAAGGAUCAAAGCAGAGCAACGUGAGGAAGAUAGAGUAAGAGCAGAACAAGUUGAAAGAGAGCAGAUGGAGGCAGAACAAAUCAGAACAGAAAAGGUUAAAGCAGAACAGGCUGAAGCAGAGCGAAAAGCAGAACAAGCUAAACUACAGCAGAUAAAAGAGCAACAAGCUAAAGCAGAACAAGAGAAGACUAAGAUUGUUGAGGGUGAUUUAAUUCAAGCAGUUCAAGUAAUUGCAGAGCCCCCUACAACACAGAUGAGUAAAGCCAAAGAGGAAGAAGUUGAAGAAAGAAAGGCAGAGCAAGCAAAGUUGAACAAAACCAAAGUGGAGCUUGCCAAAGCAGAGCUGACAAAAACAGACAACAUGCAGGAAUGGUCAGCUAAACCAACAGCAAAACUAACACUGACACAACAGGUCAAAAGUGAGCCAGAUAGAGUUGAGCAAGUUAAGACAGAGUUAGCUAAAACUAAAGCUGAAUUGGCUAAAAUAAAGGAGAAAAUGAGAGGAGAGCAAAAAGUCAGAAAUACAAAUCUCACAAAAGAAGAUGGGAUUAAGAAAGAUGUUCCUUUAAAGGUAAAUAUCAGUAAAAAUGAAGAGUACAAAAAUCAGGACCAGGCAACACAAAUGCAUCAACAAAGUACAGAUCAAACUAUUAAAGGGACUUCUGAGUAUAAUUAUCUUAGAGAGAAAUAUGGUUUUACUGAUACAACUUCAACAAACAGAAACAUACUUUCAACUAUAGGAAAUUAUUCUACAAAUGAUGCCAAUGAAACACCUGGUUUAUGUCUCGAUAAAGUUGAGACAAGAGAUAGUAAUGAGAAAUCAAAAGACAAACAUAGUCCUACAAGUAGAUUUGCAACAGCUAACACGGAAAAUAAUGAGGAAAUAGGCAGUAUUAAAUCCAGUGAGGUGGCAGAAGGUCAUUAUGUUUACAGUGAGUCAUCCAAAGAAUUCAAAUUAUCUGGUGCUGAUUAUUUACCCACCAGUACAGGUAGAGCAAAUACUGACACUGCUACUGAUAAAGUAAGGGAUGACUGUGUUGAAAAGUCAGAAAAAUGUGACCGUCUGAAACACACUGAUGUUUCACAACAAAGAGAUCCUGAUUUGGCUAAACCACCUCCACUUGAAAGAAAACCCAAGUCAACUGAGCACAGUGCAGGUUCAGGUAAAGAUCCACAUUUUAACCCUCCCAGAGCACUGUCCCAUAAAGAGAGAGCUCAGACCAAGCAAGAGAUUUUGACUUCCAAGAUAAAGGCUCAUGCUGAAAAGGAGAUUUCAGCCAUUAAAGAAAAGGGUUUUGCUAUACGAGAUGGGUUUACAUCCAAAAUGUCUACCAAGCAACUAGCAGGUAGUCAGACCAUUAACAUACGACAGAAGCCACCAUCACAAGAAGUGCAUAAAAAACAUGAAAGCACAAUGUCUAGUAAUAAUACACCGAAGCACCAGAUGAAGCCUUCAGGAAUACAAACAGAACCAAUCAAGUCUGUUUCACCUCCCAGCACUGCUUCAAUACCAGUUAAGUCUACAGCAUCCACCAGUCAGUUAGUAGACCAUUCACAGAAACAAGUUCCCAAAGAACCCACGAAGAGCAGUACCAAUGUGCCGAAACUACCCAGAGAAGCAAAACAGACAGAAAGUUAUACCAUGAGCACAGAUGAGGGUUUGCUAGAAAAUCUAAAGAAUGAGAAUCAGUCUGGAAUUAAGUCACCAAUGCAACAUAAAGAGCAGACACCCAAGAACAAGCAAGAAAAACCGGAAUCAGAACAUGGAGAAAAAUCCGGAAAACAGAAAGAGGGACUUCAAGACAAUCCUGCCGCAAACUCUGACCAUCUCAACAAGAAAAAAGCGGAUCCAUCGCAAGUUACAGCUCAGGUCGAAGCUGAAAUCUCCAAACCUAUGACGACAGAAAGGGCUGAGAUUAAACAUGAAGCUGUUCGUGAGGACUCAGCAUCUUCACUAAAUCUCGUCUUUGCUCAGAACGAUACAACAGUGGCUGACGACAGCUUGCAGAUUACAGGAAUAAUGGUUAUUGUACGAGAAAGAAACCCAUCUGUGAACGAUGGUCAGAAGAAUAACGACACUCAAGAACAAAUUAAUGCAAAAGUGAAAGAGUGCAGUAAUUCAGAGCUAGAUACAUGUAAUCUCAGCUCAGAUCUAGAAUUAAGUGAAGCAAAUAAAUCUUCAAAGGAAGUAAAAGGAGUAAAGGUAAAGGACAAAGUUGUACAGGACACUCCUACAGUGAAGAAAGAUCAAACUAAAGUUGGUAUGAAUAAUCAUCCUGAAAACAUGCAAGAAACUUCAACCCUAGAUAUAGGACAGAACAAUGUGUCAGAGACUGUCACUGUGAAAAGAACUAAUCUCCAACAGCCGAGUCUCUCUACAAAUGCAAGACCCCAGAGAGAAACACAACUCCAGGAACCCCAGGCUGAAAAGGGUGUGCACUCCACUGUCACUGUACCUGCUAAAAAUAAAGUGUCGGCUGAAACUCAACCCCUUCUCUACAAACAGGACACGAUGGCAAGAGAAACCAAAGACUAUACAAAUAAAACACCAAAAGAGAACUCAACAAAGGGCAUAAAGAAAGAUGACGUUAAGAGUAACACCGAAGAGAAAAGCGCACCAAAAAGGCAAACAGCACAUAUCAAUGAGAGCUUCAUGGCUAAAAUGGUGAACACUGGAAUUGACCACACGAGUAGUUCCAACAGAGCUGAUGCUGAAAAUCUGAUAAAACACGAUCCCCACCUACCAGUGAAAGAAGAUACGACAACAGCCAUAAAUCCUUCCAAAAGCAAGAACAUCGAUGGUCAGAAUGCACCCCUACCGGAGGAAAAGAGACAUGACUCUCCAUUGCCAAAACAAGUCAACAAAACUAGUCCUAACCAAUUCAUUGAGAAUCAAAACAGGCAUGAUUCUCCAAAACAUCCGCAUAAAUUGACACUCAUUGGAGAAAAUAAUCAAUUGGAUGACAAUGUCCAUAUAGGCAGCAUUGCCAUCAGAGUUGUGCCAGCAGAAGCUGAGAAGAACAACCUGAAAAUGGCGGGAAGACAUCCUGUUACAACUGUCCCUUCUGGUGCCAUUGCCGAUAAUGAACACAAACUAGUUGCAACACAUAGUCGUGAAGAAAAAGUGAACACUGAAGAUGGAAAGCCUGAAAAAGUAAAUAAAAGUGGGAAAUCAGUGGAUGAAUCAAAGAUACAACAAAUGGUGGGAGAUUACUUUCAAGUGCAAGGGGUUGAAGAAACAAAUAUUGACCCACAAAAUAGUGCAAAUAUUGGAGAUACGUCAGAUGCUGUUUUAAAAGGAGGGGAACUUCCAGUAUUACAACCAAACAAGGCAGUUAUCAGCAAGGAAUUGUGCAAUGAAGGAAAAGUGUUUACAUUGGAUCAAAGUAAAAUGAAAACAAUGGAAACAAGUUCAGGAAGCGUUCAAGAUGAGAACAUGAAAAGGGAAAGCAGGGAAACAAAAGAUAAUCUGGCUUCAAAACAGAGUGAUCGUCCCACAGAGAGACAGACUAAUAAAAAUGUGAAGACAGAGGCAGGUCAAGCUAUUCAUAACAGAAAACAGCACACAGAGAACCAGUCCAGUUUCACAGCAAGGGAAAGACAGACCUCAAUAAAUUCACAUCCAACAAGGGAAAAUACAGUUAAAGAAAAACCUGAAGUUAAACCAAAGCCAAAAGAAAGGGCAUCCACAAUACCUGAGAUAUCAGCAAUUGCAGAUUAUGCAAGGUUAAAAGUAAUUGUUUCAGAAGACCGGGCAAACACCGUUGAGGAGUUCCCACCCAACAAAAAGGAAGGAUUCUUUCCACUAAUACAGACUCGUCAUAGCAGGCGUCCAGUGUUCACUGCUGACCCACAAGACCUCUCUGUGAAAGAGAAAAGUUUGCCAAAUAAGACAGAGGUCAGCUCCAAAGUGAACAAAGAGCCCAAACCCUUAGUAUUUCCCAUUACAGAAAAAGAACAUCAAAGGACUGGGAUGUUCAAAUUGGGAGACAAAGAAAGACAAGAGAAAAUGCUUUUAGAUGCCAAAGCCAGUGAAGAUGUACUGGACACUGGGGCAAAACAUACACAACAUACAGUUACAGGUACAGGUGUACAGGUAGCUGGAACUGAUACCCAAAGAGUUUGUCCAGUAGAUCAACAUCAGCCAAACAAUCCUCCCAUGCACGCAACAACCUCAUCUUCUACAGUCAACAGGUCAAGAAACACUUCUGUAUCACAACACCUAAAGCCACUGGAUAGUUCACAUGAAAAACCUGAAGAAUUAUCUCCUAAAGAUGAAAGAAUACCAUAUUUGGAUAAAAACUCUCAUCCACCAUCCACCUUGGGGCAGGUGUACAACAUAGAGGAACGCAAACAAACUGCAAAGAUUGGGGAAGCGAGGACAGAAAAACUGAGACAAGAAAUGCUUGCAACUCAGCAUGAAGAAACCACAGCGAAGCAGAGCAGAGCUUCUGGGACAGAAGUGGAGAAAAGAGCAGAAGACAUGAAAAUAAAACACAUUAUAGAGGAGAGUAGAGCUUCUCUGGCUGAAGAAGAGAGGAGAGCCGCUCGGAGAGAAGAGGAGAGGAGAGCAAGAGAGCGGGAGGACAUAGCUGUUAGGAUCAAGGAGAGGCGUGAAAAACAGAGAGAAGCAGAGCGAAGAGCAGAGGAAGAAAGAAAAGCAAAACAGGCAGAGGAAGAGAGAGCUGCUCAAAAAGAAGAAGAGAUGAGAGCAAAGCAAAGAGAAGAAGAAAGGAGAGUGAAAGAAAUGGAGGAGAAGAGGAGAAUAAAGAUUGAGGAGGAGAAGAGGGUGAAACUGAGAGAGGAGGAAGAGCAUAUGAAAGAGAAUGAGGAGAGGAGGAGGGCGAAACAGCAAGAGGAGGAGAGAGCAGCUCAAGAGGAGCAGCAAAGGAGAGCUGCACUGGAGGAGCAGCAGAGGAGAGCUCAUGAGGAGCAGCAAAGGAGAACUGCUAAAGAGGAGCAGCAAAGGAGAACUGCUCAGAUUUCAGAGGAGGAAAGGAUCAAACAGAUCCAGGAGCAGAAGACAACAGAGCAGCAGAUUCAAGAGCAGAGGAGCGAAAGAAAGAGAAGAGAAGAAUGGAUGAGAACUCAAAAGGAAGAGGAAGAGAUGAGAGCUGUUCACAAAGACAAGAAGGCCAAAGAGGAGAAGACCAGACUCCUGGAGGAGAGCCAAGCAGCACUGAAAGAGGAGGAGAAGAGAGUAGCACGAGAACGGACGCAAUCUCAAAGAGAGGAUGAGAGCAGGGCUAAAGAAGAAGAAAAGUUAGCAGCUUACAGAGAAAAGGACAGAGCCGCUCAAAUGGAGGAGCAGAAAAGAGCAGCACAGAGGAUGGAUGCUCUUCAGUACUAUGCCAUCACCUCAACAGACCUGGAGAGGAAACCCAGAGGAAGACAGUUAUGCUCCCCUUUACCUUCCCAACGAAGAAAUAAUCCAUCAGGGCUUGAGUCAACUGAGGACUCCCACAUCAGGUCUUUUAGGCCUCAUGCCCCUGCAUCUCCAGCUCCAUCUCUGCCCCGCUCCAACACCUCUUCUCCUGCUCUGGGAGCCAAGCCCUUAAUGUUCAAGGUGAAGGAUAACACCACUAGAGGCUCCUCUUUCACCAAGUCAGUCAAACCACGCUUCCAUAAGAACCUUGUAGAGGAUUUCCAAGUGGAGAGAGCCGAGGAGGAGCUAGAGCUAAUGAGACACAGUGCUGUAACUCCUGUCCAUUACGACACAGGGUCAAAUAGACUUGCUGCUAUCAAAGAAUCUUCGCCUUUUCAGCCCGCAUCUUCUUCACAGGAUUACACAGCCCCUCUCCCACAUUACAGGCCUUACUCUAGGAGGAGCAUCGUUCUGGAUGAAGACGACUCGCGCUCUGUCAUCAGCAACAUGUCAGAGGAUGUGGAGAGUUAUGCCACCAGUGCAGCAGACCUUGCAGAUAUACGAGGCCUGUAUGACCACGAGAGGCCAGAAUCAGCCUGCAGCUUCAGCAGUGAUGUGUCCCGCUCUCUGGGCAAGCCUCCAGCUGUUCCCCCAAAGAGUGAGAAAGCAUUGCGCAGGGCGAAACGGCUGACUACUCGGAGAAUCAAGAAGGAGCUGACCAAAGCAGACGGCCCUGCUGGAGUUGAGAAACCUCUUCAAGAGGUUUCUGGUAUUCCUUCCUCCUCUUCCUCCUCCACUGAGGUACGCUUCUCCAACCGCCAUGCUGUGGCUUCCCCUCAUUUUUCCCCACCUGUCACCCUCACUCAUGCUCCAGCAUUGGGGUCUAGCUUGCCUUCCUCCCACACAGAGCACCAAUCUUCUCAUAGCUCUUUCUAUGCUUCCCCUCAUGCCACUGGUCCUAUCUCCCUCCCAGCUGCCUCACCACAUGCUACUGCUCCCAUUUCCAUCCCUGUUACCUCGCCUCACGCUACUGGCCCUGCUUCCCACCCUGCUGCUCCUAAGACAGUUGCUGAUGUUCCCUCUUCUCCCACUCUCCAUCAUGCCAACCACCCAGCUCCAGUGACCCAGUACCAUGUAGAGUCGAGCUACCCCCAGUCCUACCCAAUGACCCAGCGAAAGGUGCUGCAAGACCUCGGCUCUGGUCAGUAUUUCGUUGUGGACGUGCCUGUUCCGGUGAAAACAAAAACUUUCUUUGACCCCGAGACGGGAAAGUAUGUUCAGCUAAAUGUGCGCGAGUCUGCCCAGAGCACCUCCCGACCACAGCCCCAGCCCCAGCCCCAGCAAACGUACAUACAGCCUCAGCGCCAAUCCCAAAUUCAAGUCAAGCCCCAACAACAGCCUCUCUCCCAGGAUCCUCCAGCUGGCAAGCCCCUUGUGCUUUAUCAAGGCUACCAUGGGUAUCCACAAGGCUACCAACCCACAGCUAUCAACUCUGUGCACCACAACAGGUCAUCAGCCCCUGCAACUCUCCACCAGGACCAACAGCCUGCCAGGGAGAGUCACAGCUAUGGAUAUCCAGCCCCUGAAAUGGGACAAAAUUCUGAAGAGCAUCGCUACAGCCCAGAGAAGACUCCAUACAUGGACACGGUUAAUGAUACAGACAAAACAUAUAACACAGUUUACAGCACACAUGGCCCAUAUGAGUCGUUCCCAGAGUGUGACACAAACAGCCAGCUUGCAGGAAGCUCAAUUUGUGAAAAUGAUAACUCAGCCCACUCACGAUAUCAGCCCCGUGAUAUAAUAACAAUGAGUGAACUGGAGGAUUUUAUGGAUCUAUCUGACUGGUGAGAAGAAAGACUGGUAGCUUUGACUCAAAAGGGGUUGAUCAUGUAAAGCAGACAAGUAGCUCAAAGUAUUUGAUAAAAUAAAAUGUUUGUAAAUGACUUUUCAAGGAAAAAUAGUCUCAGAAUGUUUUUGGUUUGUAGUUUCAAAAAGCUCAUGUGAAAUGUUAAAUUGCUGCUGUUGAUUUUGGAGAUUUGCUGUUGAGCUAUUUAUUGUGUUACAGAGAAGUUCACCAUUCCAUUUGACUUUUGAAUGUGAGAAGCUAAGACAUGUUUCUUGUGUAUACAGUAUGAUCAGUGUCCCGUUGCCUCCUAAACCAAGAGGUACGUUAUCACAUCAAACAACAGUUUGUCAAGUUUACUAGUGUUUAGUAGUUUGGAGAAAUGUUGGUUUCUGCUACGAACACUUGCAGGUCUGCUUAAAUUUUCGUUAUUUUUUUUCUUGUUGGAGAAAUCCUACUUUUGGCAUUUUGUGAUGCAUGAAAUAUUGUUAAGCCCACAGCGUCAAUCAAAGAUCUGCAGAUGGUAAAAUGUUUGUGUAUUCAACCACUGUGUCAAAGUGAAGAAAUGGUGUUUAAUAUCAUAUGGUAGUACAUUUUCUAAGUUGAAAGUUUGUGAGAAUGUUUCUGUGUUGCUGUGAGUAGUGUGACAUGGACUUAUUCGGGCAAUAGAAACACACUUCAUUCAACCAAAUAAUUUUUUCACCACAAUAACUAUCUUUCAAGAUCACCCUGUGAAGCUUAUCCAUAAACAAAAGGGACAUAUAAAGGUUGCUGCCACAGGUUGAUUUCAUUUUACUACUCAAAAUACUGUAAUAACAAUAUAAUGUUAUUGUCACUGGCAUCCUGUUCUGACUCAUGAAAUGUACCCUGGGUCUGAAUGAAUCAAAAUGAAGCGUCUUUUCACUGAGUGCAUAAGACAAUUACAACGUGUUAUUGAGAGAAAACAAUUAUAUGUCCUGAGAGAGUUCAUAAACACAAAAAGAGAAAAUAACA
Messenger RNA from Morone saxatilis (striped sea-bass), 12266 nucleotides. RefSeq lists its product as uncharacterized. Gene Ontology annotation, cellular component: Z disc. The record is from RefSeq and is a predicted model, not a curated record. Lineage: Eukaryota; Metazoa; Chordata; Actinopteri; Moronidae. Gene Ontology annotation, biological process: positive regulation of calcineurin-NFAT signaling cascade. The transcript is spliced from 4 exons. The coding region runs from base 530 to 11278 and encodes 3582 amino acids.